CCCCCAGCCCCAGCGGAGCGGCGCGGGUUGAUCCCGCCCCGGAGCCCUUCUCCGGCCUGCCCGGCAGCCGCCGCGCCGGGCCGCCCCGGCCUCCCCCACCGACACCCCCCACCGGCCGACAGGCAGCGCCCCUGCUUCGGGCGGUUGCGGCCAAAAUCCUUCUGUUUGGAUUCUGAACUAUGACAUCAUGGCAAGAUUUCGCAGAAGAACAUGCAUCAUUUUGUUGCUUUUUAUUUUGUUUAUUUGCUCCAUAAUGAUGGCUUUGAAGACUCUGAGACCUGACAGAGCUGGCUUUGGGGAUCCAUUUGGACUUGGUUUGUUGCCUGAGCUUCAACAACGGACAGUGCUCAUAGACAAUAAACAGAAUUCACUAAAUAGGGUUCAAGGAGAUACUGUAACGCAUGUCACUAAUUUGCAUAGUAUUGCAGUCAAUACCAUGAAACCAUCUAUGCCGCCUGUAAACAAGCUGGAAGAAGAGCUGUCUUCUCCUAAUUAUAACUUCCACAUAUUCUACUAUAGUUGGUUUGGGAAUCCACAGUUUGAUGGUAAAUACAUUCACUGGAACCAUCCGUUGUUGCCACAUUGGGAUCCCAAAAUUGCAAACAAUUAUCCGAAGGGAAGGCAUAAUCCUCCUGAGGACAUUGGGGCCAACUUUUAUCCUGAACUUGGAUCUUACAGUUCUAAAGACCCUUCUGUCAUAGAAGCCCACAUGAAACAAAUGCGUUCAGCUUCAACUGGUGUAAUAGUGCUUUCAUGGUACCCACCUGGUAUGGCUGAUGAAAAUGGAGAACCAACUGAUGGUUUGGUGCCUGUUAUUUUGGAUUAUGCACAUAAAUAUAACCUAAAGGUCACUUUUCAUAUUGAACCUUACAAAGAUAGAGAUGAUCGCAGUAUGUACCACAAUGUCAAAUACAUCAUUGACAAAUAUGGAAGCCAUCCAGCCUUUUACAGGCAUAAGACCAGCACAGGCAGAUUCCUUCCCAUGUUUUACGUUUAUGACUCUUACGUAACAAUUCCUGAAAUAUGGGCAAAUCUGUUAACUGUUUCUGGAUCGCAGUCUAUUCGAAAUACUCCAUACGAUGCAUUAUUCAUUGCACUUCUUGUAGAAGAAAGACAUAAGCAUGACAUCCACAGAAGUGGCUUUGAUGGAAUGUACACGUACUUUGCCACCAAUGGCUUCUCCUAUGGCUCAUCUCAUCAUAAUUGGGCAAGUUUAAAAGCCUUUUGUGAUAGUAACAACUUAAUGUUUAUUCCAAGUGUGGGACCAGGGUAUAUCGAUACCAGUAUCCGACCAUGGAACAACCACAACACCCGUAAUCGCGUCAAUGGGAAGUACUAUGAGACUGCCUUCAGUGCAGCCCUUUUGGUGCGACCAGAAAUUAUUUCUAUUACAUCUUUUAAUGAAUGGCAUGAGGGAACUCAAAUUGAAAAAGCUGUUCCCAAACGGACUGGACAGGUGGUUUACCUUGAUUAUAAGCCCCAUAAACCAAACAUUUACCUAGAGCUUACUCAGAAGUGGUCUGAGAAGUACAGAAAAGAACAAGAACAGUGGCUUAUGUGAGCUGUUGCUGCUGCAGUUAUUUCCUAACGCACUGACUGCAUUGAGAAAGAAAUUGAGAGCUGAAAAAUCUUUUAUUAAAUGUCUUUAUUGUAGAUAUGUUCAAAUUAUUGUAUCUCUUGAAUGUAUAUGCACUACUACUGAAUUUGAAUUUUGAAGAGUAAAAAGAUGAUGAGAAUAUUGUCAUUUCUGUCUUACUGGAUAUCGUAGUUCAAGAAUAUUCAGGGAAAAUGCUGUGUUUUGGUUUGUGUUUUUUUUUCCUUUCAACUUUGUAACUUGCAUCCUGAGCUUCCAGAACAUCUGCAUGGGACAACUCUACAUGACCAAAGUAGAAGAAAAAUUUGGCAUAGUUAUACUUACUUCCUUUAUUCCUGUAUUGUGUUCCUAAUCAAAGUGAUGUUGUAAUCUAAAUUUUAUCCUGAUAGCUUCUUGCAGGAUGCAUGUCUGUAGCGUGUGGAAUAAUCUACAUCUAGUGGUUUUAAUGCUUCGCACACAAGGAGUUCUUGACACAUGGCUAGCUUGUGGUGAAAACACUGGAGAGGUAUGUGUGAUGCAACACUAAUGGUUUUUAAGAAAAACAAAAGUAUUUGAAAGAUUGAGUUCCAAAGAACUGCUGAAAGAUUUCUAGUUUACUUCUGUUUGUUCUGUUCAGUACAGGGUGCAGACCUUUGCAGAUUACUGAAUACUGACCAGUAACGUAGUUUUUUUAUGUUACUUUGAAUCUACAAAAAAAAAAACCCUGUUAGAAACUGAGAGUGGAAAAGAUUUUUCUGAGGAGGAAAAGCCCCUAAACACGCAAAAAGGUAUACUAAAACCUCCAUGUUAUAUGUUACCUGCUAAUUGACUGCAGAAACAGAUCUACUGUGUGUGUUUUAAAAUAUUUAAAGAUUCUAAAGCUAAUAUUUUACUAGUCCUACAAUAAAUAAAAUUUUAGGAAAUGCUUUUUUGUUUCUGAUUUAGGAGCCAGUUCAGUUUGGUAGCAAUGACAGGAACUACCCAUUAGUUUAAUUUGAAAUCUGAGAUUUCUGGUUUUCGUAUAGUUCAUCUAGUUGUUCCAGGAUUCAGAACAGUAGAUACUAAAAUCUUGUUAUCAUUCAAUAAGCUGCCUACAAACACUACCUUUAAUACUGUGGCAUGGCUGGAAAUGAGUGCUUUCAGAACCAAGAACCUCACCUUUCAAAUGUUGUGAUUAUUAACUAUUUUUCUGAAUGAAACUUGAAAGGAUCAAGUCACAUUGACGUGUCUCCUCAGCCAUCUCUUUUUCUGGCAUUUUCAGACAACUUCAUAAAAAAAUCCUGAAUGUUGGGAUAGUAGAAAUUGCAGCAUUUUAUUUAUUUGCAGUAAGUGUUUAAUCUGUAUCAAAGUGGCUUUUUUUUAAGGUUCUUCUGGGGGUUUUUUUGUUGUUUUUUUUUUUUUUUUUUUGGGGGGGGGUGGGGUGGGGUGUGUCUUAUUUAUAUAAAGGUGCUGAUCCUGUGUUUUAGUUCAUAUUCUGGAACUGUUGUGACCACUAGAAUUCCAUUGAUUUCAGCAGGACCUGUGGAAAUUACGCUGUUUACUUGGUUCUUACAGUAAUCUGUCCAUGAAGUUGUAAGGGGAGUGCAAGGACUUCUGGUUAAAAAGAAAACAAACCAAACGAGUAUGUUUUUUCUAGAAACCUUUGUCAUUCCAAAUAAACAUAAGCCAGUUACUACUGAUAUUUUCUAGAGUCUUUCUGAUCUAAAUGUGUGUUUAUGUAUCUUUCACUUAUUUACAGUUUGCUUCUCUUGUCAUUUCUCUGCAGUUGUUAAGAGAUGAGGUGUCAUAUAAUGCCCUCAGCUGCUUGAAAAAAAUUCAGAAACUGGGUGACAGAUAUAUAACCUGGCACGUUGAAGUGUACCUCUAGAGUUAUUGGAGUCUCUUUGUAAUUUUUUUUGCAUUUUCCUACCGCAUUUCUGCAAAGUCCAAAGUGUUUCUGAAAGAAAUGCUUACUAAUGCUUAUCUUGUUUUACUUAUGUUCAGUUGUAUAAACUGCAAGUAGAUAUAGGUAUGACCACAGUCACAAAAUAGUGUCUGAGACACAUGAAGCACUUGCUAGAUUUUUACCACUUCCAAGUUAAACCACUCACUCCCUUUAUUAAGGAAACUGAUUCAUACAUUAUAAAUCCCUGAAAUAGCGAUACAUAAUUUGUUUUUAUAAUAUGUUGUAUGUUUAUGCUUUUACAGCCCAAAUGAGCCCAUAUAUUAACAAUCUUAAAAAUCUUCUGAAAUCAAAUCUUUGAAAGGACAAGUCUCUUUGUUUUCCCUUUGCUUUAACUUAUGUCAUCCACUGGUCUUUCCUUACUAUGGUUGUCUGAGCACUUUAGUAGUUUUGAGAAUCUUGCACUCAGCUUUCAGCUCCUUAUUUUCUCCCGGUGGCAGUUUAUUUUCUCCGUGACUAUAAAAGUUGCUCCUUUUGUUGCUGUUUAUAGAAACAUUCGAAAUUUGUUGUACAGUAUCGUACAACUGAGGUGAUCUAUCUUGGUUAAAAUAUAAUUUACGGUAACAGUGUAAUGGAUCUUCAUUACUAUGAAAGACUUCUGAAUUGUUGUAAAGGUAUCAUUUAGUCCUUGCCAUGAAGUGAUAUGGGCCGUGACACACUGGUGUCUAAUGGGAUCUUUAGAAGAAUUUACAGAAUUUCUGUAGAAAAGAAUGAAAAUUAAGUGCCUAGAAUUCAUCACCCCUGAGCAUUUAAUGUAUUUUUGUGCUUGAUGUGUUUUAGAACAUAAGUAUACAGCCUGAUAAAAUAUUUCAGAAUUUAGUAUUUAAUGUAGUGAUUCUAAGAAGAGCUGAUGGAAUAGCGGCUACUAGAGCUACCCGCCUCUCUGCCCAAUACUUUCUCUGUACUUACAGCAAAUGUUAGUGCUACUUCUUGUUAUAGGGGAUGGAGAGUUUUGCUGAUAGACUGCUGCUGCAGUCAUGAUAGUUUUUGGAAAUUUGAGUAAAAAUAGGUCUGUGGGAGAGGAUUUGUACAAAUACAAAAGAAUAAGAUUGUUACAAGUGCACAGCUAUUGGGGUGAGGGAGGGGGAGGGUGAAUGUAUUUAGAAGGUGAUUGCUCCAAGCUUUACAGUUACAGUAAAAAACAAUUUAAAAAGCCUCCAAUGUGCAACCAAAAUUGGGAAGGGGGAAGAAUUAUGUAUUAUUCGUUUUAGAUCUGAAAUGGAACUUAAGGAAUAUCCAGAUUCUAUUUCACUUUGGCUUCACGUCCCUGUUAUUUCUUGACUAAUUGAAAAAAAAAAAAAACAUUGUAGUGAUUAGUUUUAAUUUUCUUACACUGAUUAAUUGCAUUUGACUCAUCUUGUUACAGUACUUAGAGUAAUAUACUACAUUUAUAUGGAUUAGGCAAGAAACAUUAUGGGAAGUUUUAAUAGCUAUCAUGCCAUGCUAUGCCUCUGCAAAUAUAGGAAUACCUGAAGUUACUGAUCACAUACUACUGACUAUCCCCAGAGGGGAAACGGUUUCUGAGGCCAGUAGCAAGUCUUUGUGGUAAAAGAGAGCUGCUUUUUUAAAGAAAAUCUAUAAGUUCAUCUCUGCUCCUGUCAGUUGUGGUCAAGUACAUUGUUUUAGUUCUGUGAGCUGUCUCAGAACUGAAGUUUAAUGCAUCUUCUCUGAAAUAGGAAUUUAUAUUAAAUCUUGUAUAGUGCAUGUUUCUCAGAUAUGUAAACUAGUACUGAAUUUUGAGGGGAAGAACAUGUGCAUACGCUGUUACUGCUUCAGUGGCAAGCUGUAGAUUGUUGUGAAUGUAGUUUCUGUACUGAUGUUCAUAGUGUUUGUCUAGUGCCUUUCUUUUGAGGUGCCAAUGAUUUGUCUCUUAAGAGGUGGUUGAAGCAGAAGGGUCUGUAGUGAACUCAUUUUUAUUGUGCAACUCGAUACGUAUAAACUGCAUAGUUUGAAUUAACACAUUUUACACACAGUUCUUGAGUUCUCUUGAAAACAUCUCGAGUGUUUUCGGUACUGUGUUGCUAGAAGGAGAACGUACCUCUGGGCACAUGGACAAGGAUGUACUGUAAUUUAGGGCACUUUUUUUGUGAAUCUUGUGUACCUGAAAAGAGGAAAUAAAGUAUUUACAGACAAAUUAUUUACCACUUAAUGUAAGCUGAAAAUCUCUCUCCCAGUGUUAAGGUAUUUUACAAGUAUUGGUCCUCAUCUUUCUACUUGCUUAAGAUAGUGUCAAUAUCUCAUUCCUUUUUGUCUUUUACUUUUGACCAGCAUGGUAAAUAUUACAUAAACUUCUAAGGUGAUUGUAUUUCUGAGACUUCAUUGUUGUAACAUUCAGUAAAGAGAAGCUACAAGAUUAUUGGCACUGCAGAAAAGCCUGAUAUGAAUUUGAUAUUGUAUAAGUAUGAUUGUGUUGUCAAUGGGUAAGUGUAUCUUUGCUAUGUAUUGAACAUGAAUAAAAACCAACCCAAAACAUUUCUUUUAAUACCCUACCUAGCUCUGGCAGAGGUGCAUUUGCUCACAUGCAUAUAUAAAAGCAAGUGUGUGUGUAUGUCUAUUUAUAUACAUUAUAUAUGCAUAUAACUGAAGUCAUUAUUUUUAAAGUACUAUAUCAUUGUAUUAAAAUUACAGGCUGGAUUCUGCUAUUUUUAAGCAAGCAAUGUUUUUAAUUACCUAUGAUGUUUACAAAAAGCCUAGUUGCUUAUGUAUGAAUACUUUCAUGAACAAUAAAUAUAUGCCCACAAAGUGUGAUUUAAA
Molecule: messenger RNA, 6269 nt
Organism: Phalacrocorax carbo (great cormorant)
Lineage: Eukaryota; Metazoa; Chordata; Aves; Suliformes; Phalacrocoracidae
Source: RefSeq, a predicted model, not a curated record